GUCAACUUUUCAGUUAUUCAGUCAGUGCCACGCCAGUGACGACACGUUUCCCCCGUUUUGCCGUGCAAAUUUGAUGACAAUUUUUUGUUUUCCGCUGGCCUCUGAAAGCUACCGGAUUUAAUACCGUGCGUGUUGGUUGAUUUUAUCACAUUUCGGAUCAACAGUGUCCUGACGGCCAGUGGAAAAGGGGGAUUGUGUUGACAGGUGGGGCUUGUUUUUAAGCCGUUUGCUGGGUCAUGGUUUUUGGCGUAGUUUUAGCGAAUAAAAAAAUGCUCAAUUCGCCUGCAGCACUUGUUGUUUUGUCACCAUAAAUAAUCAAGUGUCUAUGCUGUCAAGCGUGCAAGUUGACGAAUCAUAAAAUGUCAUAUUCAGAGUAAUUUUAUUAGCAUAAGCCCGUUAGUAGCUUGUGGGUGGCUGUGCGACUCGCAUUUUACUCCUUUCGUUCCUCAGACGUAGGGAUAAAGUCGUAAAACCGAAAGACGAAAAGCAAAUAUAGUGAAAAGUCGCAAAUUAUGAAUGUAAUAAAAGACACAAACAGAACCCAGCGGGAUCACGACGUCGUAAGGCCGAGCCUGGACGCCAAAAGGACGAACUUUGCGAUGCAGAGCUUUAAACUGAUUCAACAGCUGCAAUGAUUACUUUUUGAUGGGAAACAAUCGACUUCUCGACGAGGUUCUCAUGCUGCCAAUCCAAUGCUCAUUGUUCCAGAAAAUGGUCCUUAAACUGCCAUUCCUGAUGACUUCCACGCUGCUGUGGCUCUACCGGAUGAAGAUACCGGACGUGGCAACUUCGUACUGCUCGGUCACGUGUCACCAGUUCCAGCGAACCGAGCGGACCGCUUUAUACGAGUUCGUGACCCACAGCGGAACGGUCGAUAAGUGGCUAAGUUUGGCAUCAUUUGUGACCACCGACCAGCGAUCGAUGGGAAUCGGGAAAAAGUACAAAGUUAUCAUGGAUCAAACAAUACUCCACUUCAAUGUAACCGACCACAUUGCCGGAGAAUACCUGGCACUGGAAGCGUCAAUGAAUGUCCUUCAUCCGCGGUUAGAAUUAUGGUUUUUUGCCCACCCGUUGGCCACCGAUGAUGACAGGAGUGGAAGCUCAAGGGUUGAAUUACCACCACAAUCAUAUUUGUCACCAGCAUCAUCAUCAUCAUCAUCAGCAGCAUCAGCAGCAUCAGCAGCAUCAGCAUCAUCCGGUGUGGUAGAAUUGCCACCGCAAACCAAUCAUGAUUAUGAUACUGGGCAGGAAUCGGCCGGAUGGCGUGGAACAGUGACUACGGAUUGGAUCGCAAAUGGUAUUAGUGGUGGUGUGGAGCACCAUCGACAUUACCAUCGCCGCCAUCAUCACCAUCAUCAUCAUCAUCAACAUGAACUCCGACAGGGAGCCCGGCAGCAUCACAGCAGUUUGGAAUUGAGGUUUUAUUUCAAGCAUAAUUCAUUUUUAUUUCAGGUGAUUAAAAAUCCUUUCUACCGUGGAGAUGCUUUUUGGUGCCACGUUUUUUUCGCGUACCCUUGGAUCACUGAUGCGUCAAAUUUUGCAGCGUCAUUUUCAAAGAUCACUUCGGCAUUUGGAGCUGAUUUUGAACAACAUGGAUUCGUUCGGUCAAUAGGAUGGAGAACUUUAGGAAGGAAGUUUCUCAAAAAAGUAAUUAAAAGUUUUAGCAGAGAACGUUUUUGUUUCAUUUCCUGUGCCAUUCUUGUUCGAAUUGGUGAGACAUCUGUAAGUAACGGUAGAAGAAACUAUUACUUUCGAAUAAUCAAAUUAUUAUUAUUGUAAUGAAAGGACGUAUUUGAUGUUGCUGAAAAUUUAACGAUGUUGAAAUUUUCUUAUGGACUACUAGAAAAAUAACUACCUAUCUUAAAUAAUACUGUGUGAGCAAAAGUUGAAGUGAUGAACAAGCAAAUUUGGGUAAAUAAAAAAAUUUGAACCAAA
This is a messenger RNA of Malaya genurostris, 1935 nucleotides long. RefSeq lists its product as uncharacterized. The record is from RefSeq and is a predicted model, not a curated record. NCBI's taxonomy places the organism in Eukaryota, Metazoa, Arthropoda, Insecta, Diptera, Culicidae. The coding region runs from base 646 to 1779 and encodes 377 amino acids. The transcript has 6 exons.